Messenger RNA from Pollicipes pollicipes, 1799 nucleotides. RefSeq lists its product as uncharacterized. Bases 1 to 1179 code for a protein of 392 amino acids. The transcript has 6 exons. Gene Ontology annotation, cellular component: cytoplasm. The record is from RefSeq and is a predicted model, not a curated record. Lineage: Eukaryota; Metazoa; Arthropoda; Thecostraca; Pollicipedomorpha; Pollicipedidae. Gene Ontology annotation, biological process: response to reactive oxygen species; lipid metabolic process.
AUGACGCCGCUGCUGCCUCCGCUGCUGCUGCUGCUGCUGGCGCACCGCGCCGCCGGCCAGGUGUUCUUCAAGGGGCAAUGCCCUGACCCGCCCACUGUGGUCGACUUCAAGACGUGGCUGUUCGAGGGCACCUGGUACGAGACUCAGCGAUGGUACUCCAUCAAGGAGAAGGGCCACUGCAUGCGACACACCUUCACCGACCUCGGCUACGGCAAAAUGGAUGUACUCACGGAGCUGACCAGGAAAAAAUCAUACGAGUACCGACGGGGUCUUGCGCAUUUGGAGGCCGCCAAGACCACAGGCUACGGCGAACAUAAACAUUCAUAUGGCCAAACCAAGUACACCAUCGCGUACAACGACGAGAAAUCAGAUAAGGGGGACGACGAAACUUUCUUUGUACUAGACACAGACUACUGGACAUAUGCAAUCAUCUGGUCAUGUAGUGACAAGAAGUUCUUCAACAUGCAGUACCUGCGCAUCCUGACGCGCUCGCCCUAUCCGCACUCGCACACUCUGGUGCGCGUGUACCGCGAGCUGGAGUACCUCGGCCUCGACCAGGAGCACCUGGUGCUUGUAGACGACAAACGGGAGUGCGAGUACCGGAUUGCGCAGACCCACCACAAGAAGGGUCACUAUGGCCAUAAGGGCAAGGGCGGUGGCUACGGCCGCCGGCCCGAACGGCUGCCCUACCCCAUCUCCUACACAUCGCUGCUGACCGAGGUCAAGCCGGGCGGCAGCUACAGCGGCGGUCUGGAGCAGGCCGCCGGCGGCUACGACCUCUCCGGGACUGAGCACUCGGACGACGGGUACCUGACCGUCGGCGGCGGCGGCGGCGGCUAUGACGUCGGCUCAGACAUCGGACUGGGCGGGUUCGGCGCGUCGGGAGGCUCCGCCGGAUUCGCUGGAUCCGGCGGUUCCGCUGGAUCCGGCGGGUACGGGGGCGGCGAGUUCAGCUCGGGCUCGUCCGUCGCUGGUGGAUACGGUCAGAGCUACUUGAGCGGAGACACGCUCAGCCUCGGAGGCAGCGGCUACAGCUCGGGAGGCGGAGGGUAUUCAGCUCCAUCUUCCGGCCACUCCGGAAGUCAAGGGUCGUCUGACGUCCACGGUGGCGGCUUUGGCGGCGGCAGCGGUAGCAGCUACACCAGCUACAGUUCGUCGGGGUCUGGAGGGAAAUACUAGGCCAGUUUCCUCCGACGUACGUUGUUACGGAGAUGCGCAUGACCAUGGGCGUGACCAGUAUCUCUGAGGUGGGGGAGGUAUAUUAGAAUUGGUGAGUUUAACUAUGGUCUGAACGGAACACCAUACCCUGACAUUGAACGGGAAAACGUGAACAACUUGCACUUUGGGGUAAAAUUGGAAACAAAAUCAAAUGCGUUUUGCAAAAGACGGGCAUGCCAUCUUCACCCCCCCCCCCCCUCAGUGGUUACACCCAUGUGCGUGACUGUUAGCUACAAAAAUUAGUGUUAAAGAUAAGCAUUCCCAUCGGUGUCCUUUCGUUUUUGAGGACUAUUUCGCCGUGCAUGCAUUUGUUUGUAUUUGUUCCAGUUUGUCAUAGGACAGAUUUUGCUGUAAUCACUUUCUACGUGAUCUUUUUUGUAAAUACAUGAGCAGAUAUUUAUUUUAGUAUGUGACGUAUGUAACAGGUCGAUAUUGCACGAAAUACACCAUCGCACCCAUCCUUGUGGCUGUCCUUGCAGUUCGGGAUUAGGCGCACCCACCGUGACGUCCCGGCCCAAAAGAGGCCUGUGCUCCAGUGCAUUGCGUUAAUUACCUGUUGAUGCCGUCUUGCCACACGUACG